AUGGCGUCAAACGCUGCCCCAGAUGCGCCAUCCCAGCCCGAAGCGCUGCUAAAGCGCGCCCGUGAUGCCGCACGCCGACGGCUGAUCAACGAAGCCGAGAACGCAGCGCUGAAGCAAAAGGCUCUCAGUUUAGAGCGGCGCUUGGAGCUGGCGGAUCUGGCAAAGCUAGAGCAUGAUCGCCUGAAGGAUAAUCUGAAGAAGUUGGAUGAGUGGGAGAAGGACUUUGCCGUCUUCAAGCAACGUGAGGAGGACGGACAGUGA
Messenger RNA from Alternaria ethzedia, 261 nucleotides. RefSeq lists its product as uncharacterized. The coding region runs from base 1 to 261 and encodes 86 amino acids. The transcript is spliced from 2 exons. The record is from RefSeq and is a predicted model, not a curated record. NCBI's taxonomy places the organism in Eukaryota, Fungi, Ascomycota, Dothideomycetes, Pleosporales, Pleosporaceae.